Molecule: messenger RNA, 639 nt
Organism: Procambarus clarkii (red swamp crayfish)
Lineage: Eukaryota; Metazoa; Arthropoda; Malacostraca; Decapoda; Cambaridae
Source: RefSeq, a predicted model, not a curated record
AUGCUACUCGCUGGCCCACGCCCACGGCCCCACGCCCACGGCCCCACGCCCACGGCCCCACGCCCGCUGUCACACGCCUACUGCCGCUACCACGCCCACUGCCGCUACCAUGCCCACUGCUGCUACCACGCCCACUCCCGCUACCACGCCCACUCCCGCUACCACGCCCACUCCCGCUACCACGCCCCUUCUGCUACCACGCCCACUGCCGCUACCACGCCCACUGUUGUUACCACGCCCACUGCUGUUAUCAUACCCUCUUCUACCUCCUGGGGAAUGCAAGAGGGUCGGUUCCCACACCAACAAACCCUUGGGCCAACAGGCAAUGCAGAGAAGAAAAAAAAUGAUAAUAUUCAGACAACUGAGAAUGGAAGACAACAGAAAACCACUAAAAAUAUCCUGAAAAUGAAUACACUAGAAUCAGCCCCAAAAUCAAAAUCUACUAAAGCCCCUAAUGCCCCAAAAUCUACUAAAGCCCUUAAUGCCCCAAAAUCUACUAAAGCCCCUAAUGCCCCAAAAUCUACUAAAGCCCCUAAUGCCCCAAAAUCUACUAAAGCCCCUAAUGCCCCAAAAUCUACUAAAGCCCUUAAUGCCCCAAAAUCUACUAAAGCCCUUAAUGCCCCAAAAUCUAUUAAAUAA